CUCUGAAGCAGGGAAAAGGUGCUUAGAAGAAACGUGCAGUGUUGAGCCACCUGAUGUCGUGCUAGCGACCGGGUUAGGGCCAUCUGGGGGUUGCCAGCUCCUGCAGCGGGCGGGGCCGGGCGGAACGGGGUGCGGACGCUUGCACCUCCUGGGCACCCGCGGUCACACGUGUGACCGAAGCUGGCAAGUGGACACCUCUGAGGCUCGGAAAAGAUAUUCUGGAUCACUGAUGGCAAACUUCAAGGGCCAUGCUCUCCCCGGGAGCUUCUUUCUAAUAUUUGGGCUGUGGUGGUCAGUGAAGUACCCACUGAAGUACUUUCACCAAAAGGGCCUAAAGAAGAACAGACUGAGCCUUCAGCAACAGCGCAUCGAGAUCAUUGAAGGUGCAGUGAAGGCUUUGUUUGCAGUCAUCGGGAUUCUGGCAGAGCAGUUUGUUCCAGACGGACCUCAUCUGCACCUCUACCAUGAGAAUCAGUGGACCAAGCUAAUGAACUGGCAGCACAGCACCAUGUACCUCUUCUUUGGUGUCUCGGGAAUCAUCGACAUGCUCACCUACCUUUACUUCAACAUUGUGCCCCUGGGCCUAGACAGAGUGGUUUUGGCUAUGGCUGUAUUCGUUGAAGGCUUUCUCUUCUAUUUCCACGUUCACGGCCGACCUCCACUGGACCAGCACAUCCACUCACUCCUGCUGUUCAGUCUGUUUGGAGCGACCAUCAGUAUCUGUCUGGAGGUCAUCCUCCGAGAUAACAUUGUGCUGGAGCUUUUCCGAACCACUCUCCUUAUCCUGCAGGGAACCUGGUUCUGGCAGAUUGGAUUUGUCCUGUUCCCGCCGUUUGGAACCCCGGAGUGGGACCAGAAGGACAUGGACAACGUCAUGUUCAUCACCAUGUGCUUCUGCUGGCAUUAUUUGGUAGCUCUCUGCAUCACAGCCAUCAACUACUCCCUUGUUUACUGCUUUCUGACUCGAGUGAGGAGACGCGCAGAAGGAGAGAUCAUCGGGAUCCAGAAGCUGAAGUCUGACCACACUUACCAGUCAACCCUUUUGAGCGGCUCGGAUGAGGAGUGACCUCAGGCUUGGAGCUGUGGAGACCUCACAUCCUCUUAAACAAUAGCUGGAAAGGAUGCAGCUUGUCCCUUGUCCUCUAAGGCUUGCCUUAUAUAAGUGCUCCUGUCCCCGUCCUCUAAGGCUUGCCUUAUGACCUUCUAGGGCUCCAUAUGCUGCAUCCCUCAUCUAAUACAAAGCCAUAGACUCAAAUACAGGAAAUUAGACCUCAAGUGUUUUUUAUGCACCAUAUACUUGGAAUAUUUAAGAAUACUUUAACUUAAAAUCUGUAUUACAUUAAUACCAUCCAUACAGGAAAAUCAUACAGUAGCAGGCCUGUCCUUUAGACUUUAAGACUCUGAACACCUACACUAGGAAGUGACUAUGUGGAUGAAGCAAGCCAGUUAUCACUGCUGCUUCUGAUAACUUGCCCCUCCUCUCUCAAUCAAGCAGGUACUUCCUUCUCAGAAAUGUUCCUUCCGGAAGUUAAUGACAGCUCAGUGUCUUCAAUUCAGAGCCAAGGGUCUAACAGAUUUAAAAAAAAAAAAAAAGCAACUCACGAGCUUUGGUAUUUUCAGCAUUAUCUUUUUAAAUGUUCUCUAAUACAUCGUACCAAAGUACUGCAUUUUAGCCUUGGUCAGAGAUAAAGAUAGAUGAAAGGUAAUUUCCUUAAACCCAGUAGCUAGUUCAUAGCUCCACUGAGAACUGAAAUCCUGCUGAGUCCUCGACGUCACGCUACUGAGGAGCAUUAUAUAGCAAGCCUGUGCCUCCUAGAUGCAGGGGAAAAUCAGGUGAUGAAAAGCUUCCAAUUUUAAAACAGCUAAAAACCAAUGUAAUGGUUUUGAAUGCUUAACACAGGCUUGAUGCUCUACUGUUGGUCCUGGACAGGCUUUGUUUCAGGAGGUUUGUUUUUUAGUUUUUAUAACUUUCCUCAACAUGUAUUUAUUAAAUAUCCACUUUGCCCUAGCACUGAAAUGUCUCAAGAAUGAGUGAGAUGUUCAUCACGACACUGACAGUAUACUGUAAAAGAACUCCUGAGGUUAUCAGAGGCAGUGUGGUGGGUGGGCACCUGGUAAAAACAGUGCAGGGGGCAAGUCAGGUUUGGUGGCCCACAGCUUGAAUCCCAGCACCUGGGAAGCAGAGGCAACUGAUUUCUGAGUUCGAGUCCAGUGUGAUCUACAAGUUAACCAGCAGAACAGCCACAGUUUUUUAAAACCCUGUCCCACAAAACAAUAAAAAGCAAACAAAAUGCAGGAGCUGGAGAGACGCCGAGGCUGAUAAGCGCACCUACUGCUUUUCCAGAGGAUCCAGGACUGAUUCCAAGCUUGGCGGCUCAGUGCUGCCUCCAACUGCAGUUCCUGGGUAUGCUAUUUGUUUCUGAUCUCCACAGGGAGCAGGUGCAAACAUGAUGCACAUACAUGCAGGCAAAACCCACACAUGCAUAAAAUUAAAACAAAUCUAAAAGAGAGAGAAAAAAAAGGAAUACACACACCACAGAGGAACAGGGGAGAAAUGGCAAGUUGGCCCUUUAGAGAAGGUAUCCCCAGACUUAGUAGUACAUACAAAGCCACACGAGUAGAACACAUGUGAUUACACACACAUUAGUUCCAAUGAGAAGAGGCUUCUGUGCUGACUGAAACUGGAGAAUCUUCAAGACCAAGUAACACCUUUCACUUGUACAACCUGCUGUGAUGCUGGGACACAGUCUCUCAGUGAACUCUCACCAUCCCUUGUAAUUUAAGCAUGUCCUCUGAGGCUGGUCAGCAUAAGAUCUAACAGCUACAAAGUAGAAAAACCAACCCCCACUGUGACUUGGAAGCCUGGUCUUUCUCAUAAUCCACAUCCUGUUCCUUCACCAACACCCACAAACACAAAGUCCUUCAGAUUCUCUGGAAGAAAGGCUAGCUAGCUGGCCUUGCGGGAAGUCACAUACAGGGAUUAAGCCUGAAAUUUUCUGCACUCCUUUUCAAGGGGCCCUUUGGUUUGCCAGCUGAGCAGGAACUCAAACUCAUUUUACAAAUACUGAAGAGCCGUUCACCAGCAACAACACAAAAUGUGCUCUCUCCUUAGGUCCAAGCUGGAAAAGGAGCUUACUUCUUACUUCCGGUCUUAUUUUCAUAGAAAAAGAUGUUAAAAUGCACUUGAGACUUUUUAUAUUGGCAGAACAAAGAAACAGUAUUGGGACUAACAAUUAUUAAAUAUAAAAUAUUAAAAUUUAUUUUCGUGGGGCUGGAGAGAUGGCUCAUCAGUUAACACUACUGGCUGCUCUUCCAGAGGUCCUGAGUUCAAUUUCCAGCAACCAUGUGGUGGCUCACAACCAUCUGUAAUGGAGUCCGAUGCCCUCCUUUGGUGUGUCUAAAAAUAGCUACUGUGUACUUGUAUACAUAAAGUAAAAAAAUAUUUUUGUAUCACUAA
Molecule: messenger RNA, 3457 nt
Organism: Rattus norvegicus (Norway rat)
Lineage: Eukaryota; Metazoa; Chordata; Mammalia; Rodentia; Muridae
Gene: Tmem45b
Product: transmembrane protein 45b
Exons: 6
Coding region: 230-1066 (278 amino acids)
Cellular component (GO): Golgi apparatus; endosome membrane; lysosomal membrane
Source: RefSeq, marked provisional